This is a messenger RNA of Pipistrellus nathusii (Nathusius's pipistrelle), 1536 nucleotides long. The record is from the annotation of a GenBank genome assembly. Lineage: Eukaryota; Metazoa; Chordata; Mammalia; Chiroptera; Vespertilionidae.
AUGGCGCGGACCCCGGGGCCGGCUCCGCUGUGUCCCGGAGGCGGCAAAGCACAACUUUCCCUCGCUGCUCCCCCCGGGGCCGCGCUCCUGCUGCCGCCCCCGACGCCGCCGCCGCUGCUGCUGCUGCUCUUCCCGUUGCUGCUCUUCUCCCGGCUCUGCGGUGCUUUAGCUGGACCAAUUAUUGUGGAGCCACAUGUCACAGCAGUAUGGGGAAAGAAUGUUUCAUUGAAGUGUUUAAUUGAAGUAAAUGAAACUAUAACCCAAAUUUCAUGGGAAAAGGUACAUGGCAAAGGUUCACAGACUGUUGCAGUUCAUCAUCCUCAAUAUGGAUUCUCUGUUCAAGGAGAGUAUCAGGGAAGAGUCUUGUUUAAAAACUAUUCACUUAAUGAUGCAACAAUUACUCUACAUAACAUAGGAUUUUCUGAUUCUGGAAAAUACAUAUGCAAAGCUGUUACAUUCCCACUUGGAAAUGCUCAAUCCUCUACAACCGUAACUGUAUUAGUUGAACCCACUGUGAGCUUGAUAAAAGGGCCAGAUUCUUUAAUUGAUGGAGGAAACGAAACAGUAGCAGCCAUUUGUAUUGCAGCAACUGGGAAACCAGUUGCACAUAUUAACUGGGAAGGUGAUCUUGGUGAAGUGGAGUCCACUACAACUUCCUUUCCAAAUGAAACAGCCACAAUUGUCAGCCAGUACAAGCUGUUUCCAACCAGAUUUGCUAGAGGAAGGCGAAUUACUUGUGUUGUAAAACAUCCAGCCUUGGAAAAAGAUAUCCGAUAUUCUUUCAUAUUGGAUAUACAAUAUGCUCCCGAAGUUUCAGUAACUGGCUAUGAUGGAAAUUGGUUUGUAGGAAGAAGAGGUGUUAAUCUCAAGUGUAAUGCUGAUGCAAAUCCACCACCCUUCAAAUCUGUGUGGAGCAGGUUGGACGGACAGUGGCCUGAUGGCUUAUUGGCUUCAGACAAUACUCUUCAUUUUGUCCAUCCACUGACUUUCAAUUAUUCUGGUGUUUAUGUCUGUAAAGUCACCAAUUCCCUUGGUCAAAGAAGUGAUCAAAAGGUCAUCUACAUUUCAGAUGUUCCAUUUAAGCCCACCUCUUCCAUAGCCAUAGCUGGAGCUGUAAUUGGAGCUGUCCUUGCACUUCUCAUCAUUGCUGUCUUUGUGACUGUGCUGCUGACUCCUCGAAAAAAGAGACCAUCCUAUCUUGACAAAGUGAUUGACCUACCGCCCACACAUAAACCACCGCCUGAGUAUGAAAAACGAUCCCCCCCUUUGCCUCAAAAAGACCUUCUAUAUCAGACAGAACGCCUGCCUUUGCAGAGUCACUUCAAAGGAAGAGAGGUUGGCGGUCUCCAGCCCUCUAAUGGACUGAAUAGCAGGAGAUUUGACUAUGAAGAUGAGAAUCCAGUGGGGGAAGAUGGAAUUCAGCAGAUGUACCCUCUCUACAACCAGAUGUGCUACCAAGACCGGAGCCCUGGCAAGCAUCAUCAGAGCAACGAUCCCGAGAGAGUCUGCAUCAACCCCCGAGAGCAUUAUGUGUGA